AUGUCGGUAUCGGGAUCUGCGCCGCCGAGAUCCCAGGCCGUCGAAGAGAGCGAGGGGUGCCAGGAACUCGCCACAGCCGCAGACACCCUCAACGCAGACGCCUGCGCCCGCUGCAGGGUCCAACUCAUUGCGCUAGCCGAUCGAGGGGCAUGGCGCACGGCGAACGGUGUCGUUCGCGUCGAUGUGAUCUCGCCUGGUAACCAAAAGGCUGUCGGCGACGUGGCGGACGUCGUGUUUCGAGAGUUGGUAAUUGCAGAACGCAGACAUGUGUUUGAUACGUUUGGACGCCUAUUCUGCGGGAUGAUGGUCCUCUCCUUCGGCAGAGGUCGGCGACGAAGUGAUAUCCAUGGCAAGAUUAUGAUCGGGAUAUCCAGCGUCAUGUUCCUCAUAUCGACACUGCACUUGAUCCUGGGGAUGUAUCGUCUACAGCAAGCCUUCGUCGCGCACGCAGGAUACCCCGGUGGUGUCAGUGCGUACAUCGCUAACGUGAUGAGAUGGGAAGAUGUCGCGACGAACAUUCUCUAUGGGACGCAAGAGGUGUUGGGUAAUGCCGCUGCGGUAUACAGGUGCUACGUCCUCCGGAGCAAGGACUGGCGUGUCAUCGCCCUCCCGCUUAUGCUCCUAGUCGGCAGCUUGGUAUCCGGCUGCACGAUGAUCCCACCCCUCGCUGCGGCAGAUACGCCGGCGACCCUCCCCAUAGACCGCUCGAUCAAAGCCUUCUACUCCCUCGCCGUCGCGCAGAACAUCCUCACCACCGGGCUGAUGGCGUUCCGCAUAUGGCGCACAUCGUCGGAGUCCGCCAAGUACUACGGGAGAGAGAACACCCUGAUCCCGAUGAUCCGGGUCCUCAUCGAGUCGGCGGCGUUGCAGCUGCUCGUCGAAGCGCUGACGCUCGGGCUGUACGCAGGAGGAUUGAACGCCGUGCUCCUCCCCCAGGGCAUGGUGGCGCCCGUCGUGGGACUAACGUUUAACGCUAUAGCCAUAAUAGCCAUUCGUAUCAAGCUUCGCAUGGUGGUGGACGAUAAUACUACACACUUGAAGGUCGAUCCCGUGCAGACGAUUGGGAGCAUGCCUAAGAAGCGCAUCACGGUGGACACUGUCACCGAGAUAGGUAUUGAUGUGCAUCGGCGGGAGAGCUCGACGCCGACACCCAGCGUUCUGUCAAAAGAAGAAGCAGCAUAA
Molecule: messenger RNA, 1182 nt
Organism: Pleurotus ostreatus (oyster mushroom)
Lineage: Eukaryota; Fungi; Basidiomycota; Agaricomycetes; Agaricales; Pleurotaceae
Exons: 8
Coding region: 1-1182 (393 amino acids)
Source: RefSeq, a predicted model, not a curated record